This is a messenger RNA of Caenorhabditis elegans, 1006 nucleotides long. RefSeq names its product Carbohydrate sulfotransferase (gene F49D11.3). Bases 15 to 959 code for a protein of 314 amino acids. The transcript is spliced from 7 exons. The record is from RefSeq and is marked reviewed. Gene Ontology annotation, biological process: chondroitin sulfate proteoglycan biosynthetic process; positive regulation of response to oxidative stress. Lineage: Eukaryota; Metazoa; Nematoda; Chromadorea; Rhabditida; Rhabditidae. Gene Ontology annotation, molecular function: sulfotransferase activity; chondroitin 4-sulfotransferase activity. Gene Ontology annotation, cellular component: membrane.
GAAAAUUUUUGAGAAUGAAUGUCAAAGCAUUGAAAUUCUCAAACAUUUUUCUACUUAUUCUGCUAAUAUUGGGUUUAUACUUCUAUUUGAUAAAACCUAGUAGAUUAGCAGUUGUUGUGGUUGAUGGAAAAGUUGUAGAUUUUAGUGGAGUCGAGGAGUUCAUCGUUCCAUUUGUCAAUUUUACGCAAUUGUUUUAUGUGGCUCCAAAGCACAAACUGAUUUCUUGUGGAAUUCGGAAAUCAAUGACUCAAUUAACAAUGAACAUAAUGUGCCUACUUUACAACGAAACACAAUUCUACGACGACAAUCAGAGCCUCAAUGACACGUGGCUCACCGAGAGAAAAUGUCUUGAAAACGACGACUUCAUUUAUCCCACGGAAUCUCUGGAAAAUGAUAUCGAAACUGCAAGAUUCGCGUUCAUUCGUGACCCGAUCCAAAGAUUUGUGUCGCUGUAUCUCAACAAGUGUGUACGAGAGAAAUCGUGCUAUAAUUGCGGAGACGACAUGAGAUGUACAGUUUGGAAAAUCUAUGAAGGAUUGAAAAAAAUUCAAGAUCAUUGGGAUGGGCACUCAGAGAUUGGGUUUAUGGAAGGACACGCCGCACCGUUGUCUUGGAACUGCGAUUUCGACAAGGAUCUCCCAAAAUGGCAGUUGUUAAUGAUGGGAGCAGACUCAAAUGAAAGAAAAUCAUCGAUUUUACAUUUGGCUAACAUUUUGAAGAAACAAGGAGUUAAACAGGAACUUGUUGAGAAAAUUCAAGAGGAUAUGAUUGCCGGCGAAACAGGCCACUCUACCCAUAAGUCUGCAGAAAGAAUUGAAGCAGAAAGACAAGUACGAGAAGAUCCAUUUAUUCGAGAUUUACUUCAUAAAAUUUAUUUCUUUGAUUAUGUUGUAUUUCCAUUUAAAAGAGAUCACUUGGAUCCAAAGUAUCAGUCCAAUUUUUGGACGUUACCUAAAUAAAAUUGAGUUUCAUUGCCAAAAAUGUUUCAUUAAUGUAAGUAAAAUUU